Molecule: messenger RNA, 813 nt
Organism: Paracoccidioides brasiliensis Pb18
Exons: 1
Coding region: 1-813 (270 amino acids)
Biological process (GO): base-excision repair
Cellular component (GO): nucleus
Molecular function (GO): DNA binding; catalytic activity
Source: RefSeq, a predicted model, not a curated record
AUGGCCAGACAGCCCAAGAUAUCACCGUAUUUCCCCAACAAACCCCGCAGCGGCGCCUCCUGUCUCCCAUUCCCUCCAAUAUCGGCCACCUCCUUCGGAUUAAUCCAAGAGAAACUGGCCCAUGACCCAUUCCGCCUGCUGAUCGCGACCAUUUUCCUCAACCGGACUCGCGGUGAAGUCGCCAUUCCUGUGCUAUACAAUGUUUUUGAGAGGUAUCCUACUGUAUCUGCCCUUGCAGAGGCACGGGAGGAAGAUGUGGUUACAAUGAUACGCUGUCUGGGUUUGCAGAACGCCCGUGCCCGGAAAUGUAUUAAUCUCGCGAAGCUCUGGAUCGAAAAUCCCCCAGUCAAAGGGAAACGGUACAGAAAAUUACAUUAUCCCAACAAAGGAGAUGGACUAGAUAUAAAACCCGGGGAAUGCGUGGAUGAUGGUGAUUCUCGAGUUGCCUGGGAAAUUGCCCAUAUUCCAGGUUUGGGCUCCUAUGCCCUUGAUAGCUGGCGAAUUUUUUGUCGGGAUGAGCUGAGGGGCCUUGCGAUUGAUUGGAAGGGCACAGAGGCAUCUGGUGAAUUCGUGCCCGAAUGGAAAUCAGUUGUCCCCAAGGACAAAGAGUUGCGGGCGUAUGUAGCUUGGAUGUGGCUAAAGGAGGGAUGGGAAUGGGAGAAGGAAACAGGCAACAGAAGGAGGGCAAGCAGGAAGCUCCGGCUUGCGGCGCUGAAGGGGGGGAUUAUUGUUGAAACGUAUGGGAGAUGGCUUCUUGAGACUCCGACUGUGGAAAAAUCAGCAUAUUUUGAAAAGACAGUUCAGGGUAACUAA